UCAAAAAAGUGGUUUUGAAAACUUGAAAAAUCAAGCAAAAGAAGCAAGUAUGCGUGUUCUCACUCUCCUCCAUUAAAAUCCAACAGCUGUUCAAAACGUGAAACCAGUACACAUAUCGAAAUUCCAAACGACUUUGAAUUUCCAAAUUAAAUCAAAAUCAAAUCAAACCUUUUUUUUUUCUCGUCAAACCCUAACCUAACUUCGAUUUUUCCUCCUUUUUCAUCAUCAGAUCAAUUUCAAAUCUUUCUAAAUCAAUUCAAUUCCUCGAUUUCUUCCCCUUUUUUCAUUCAAUUCAAUUAUUCGCAAAAUUCCACUCUCAGCAGAGUUUCCAAAUCCCCUGAAUCACCAAUCGGCGUAAAAUUCCAUCAAAAUUGACGGCAAAUGCGAAGCAGAUCUAGCAAAUCCUCAUCAAAUUCAAGCUUAAUCAUCACAAAUUCACUGGAAAUCAACGGAAUUUCAUCUAGAUUUUCAAUCAGUUUCUGACAUAUGAUAAAACUACGAACUGCAAAAUCGCCAUUGUUAUGGGAGCAGCAGAGAGGAAGAAGUGGUUAUUCGCACUAUUCUCCGCUUUGUUAGUCUCUCUCCUCCUCUUUCUCACUGCAAUUUCUGGGCUCAACGCUUCAUACGCUUUCACUUCUUGGAGUAACAAGCCAACCGCAAUCCUCAACCGAGGGCCGCAAUUCCCGCCAUCAUUCGCUUACUACAUCUACGGCGGUGCCGGCGAUAAGGAACAAAUUCUACGACUAUUGCUUGCUGUGUACCAUCCCCGGAAUUGGUAUUUGUUGCAUCUAUCUGCGGAUGCAUCGGCGGAGGAGAGAGAAUGGCUGGUUGCUGCUGUGAGGUCGGUGCCGGCGAUUCAGGCUUUCGAGAAUGUGGAGGUUAUUGGGAAGCCUAUAUGGCUGACAUACAUGGGAGCUACUAAUAUCGCGGCGACGCUUCGAGCUGCUGCUGUGUUGUUGAAGCUGGAUGAUGGGUGGGAUUGGUUCAUUACUUUGAGUGCUUCGGAUUAUCCAUUGCUUACUCAGGAUGACUUGGCUCAUGUAUUCUCAUCAACUAGGAGAGACCUCAAUUUCAUUGACCACACCAGUGAGCUCGGCUGGAAAGAACAGCAAAGAAUUCAACCUAUCAUUGUGGACCCUUCAAUAUAUUUAGCUAGAAGAAGUCAGAUAUUUACUGCAACACAAAAGCGGCCUACACCUGCUGCUUUCAAAGUUUUCACAGGUUCUCCCUGGGUUAUGUUGAGUCGAUCCUUUUUGGAGUUUUGUCUCUUUGGUUGGGAUAAUCUUCCUCGCACCAUCUUAAUGUAUUUUAACAAUGCGGUGCUACCUGAAGAAGGCUAUUUUCAUUCGGUCAUAUGCAAUUCGCCAGAGUUUAGAAACACAACUGUUAACAAUGAUUUGAGAUACAUGAUAUGGGACAGUCCUCCAAAAAUGGCGCCCCACUUUUUGAAUGUAUCUGAUUUUGAUCAGAUGAUUCAAAGUGGAGCUGCUUUUGCACGCCGAUUCCAAAAGGAUGAUCCAGUGUUGACGAUGAUUGACGAGAAUAUUCUUCAUCGGAGACAUAACAGAGUUGCUCCAGGAUCAUGGUGUUCUGGUCGAGAUAGUUGGUUUACUGAUGCUUGUGCGCAGUGGGGUGAUAUCAACUCUUUGAAGCCUGGGCUCCAAGCAAAAAGGUUUGCAGAUUCUAUGACAAACUAUAUAGAUGACCUUAACUCACAGUCUACACAAUGCAAAUGAAAGCAACUGAUAAUUUUCCUUUGGGACAUGGAGGCUCUGUAUUUUUACUUAUAUCAAAGCAUGGGAGACCACAGGUGCACAUUAGUCAGCUUACCGAGGUGGUUUAGAGUCAAAUAUGGAUGGGACUUUGUACUAAUUCCGUAUACAAAUUGUUCAUAGUUUGGUGGAAGUUGGGAGAGAAUGGCCGAUCCCUUAUAGGGACUUUUGAGCCUGCAUUGUGGCUUAGAGGGGCCAGCAUUGAUUGUAGAGUAAUCUGGUCUCUAAAAUAACUAGGAAGUCACUAUAUUAUGCGGCAGUAUACAUACUGAUGAUCCUUUUGUAUCUUUUUUGUAUGAUAUCGUUGUUGAAAUAGGCUUAUGGUCGACUUUUUUCGAUGGCCGUGUAUCAGAUUUUUACUAUCCCUAUGUUUAAUUAAUUAAUUCUUCUGA
This is a messenger RNA of Chenopodium quinoa (quinoa), 2164 nucleotides long. Its product is annotated as beta-glucuronosyltransferase GlcAT14A-like. The transcript has 4 exons. The coding region runs from base 522 to 1736 and encodes 404 amino acids. NCBI's taxonomy places the organism in Eukaryota, Viridiplantae, Streptophyta, Magnoliopsida, Caryophyllales, Amaranthaceae. The record is from RefSeq and is a predicted model, not a curated record. Gene Ontology annotation, cellular component: membrane. Gene Ontology annotation, molecular function: glucuronosyltransferase activity.